AAAAUUUCCGGGUGGUGGCUCUCAACAACGCAGGUAUCGCAGGUUUUGAAGGAAAAAUAAAGUCACAAACUGGGUGGUGGCUCGUUGGACUGCGACGGCGAUCGCGGAGGCGUCGACGGACGGCGUGAAGAAGAUUGGGUCCCUUGCUUAUUGUUGGAGGCGCUGCCAUCGUCGAUGAGAGUGGGGGACGCAAACAAGUAGACGCAGUGAGGUGCUUGGCUGAGCAUGGUGGUCGCUGGAUCUGCGGUGGUUGCAUGCUUAAUGACGGUCGAGAUUUCUCAUAAUUUUUCUCAUUGAGCUAGUUGGGCUAUCAUUUGAUUAACAUGGAUGUAGCACAUUGCUACUUAGAUGGUAAUGCUGAUGCUGUGGAGUUUUGUUCACAUGAUUCGAAUCGCGAUGUUCUAGCAGCAUCUACUUACACUCUACAUGAAGGUGAUCAGCCUAGUCGAUAUGGAAGCAUUUCACUUUUCAAUAUUGAUGUGGAGACAAGCCACUUUGACAUGGUGUAUAGUGAGGAGACUUGUGGGAUUUUUGACAUAAAGUGGAACCCUCCUGCGGGGCAUGUGAAUCUGUUUCUAGCUCAAGCAGAUGCUGAUGGAUACUUGAGAAUUAAAACGCUGGAGGGUGGUUGUGAUGCAGCACAAGGGGUUCAUCUAAAAGAGAUGACAAGUGAAAAAAUAAGCAACUAUAUGUGUCUAUACCUUGAUUGGAACCCUUCAGCCACAUCCAUCACUGUAGGUCUUUCUGAUGGUUCUGUGUCUAUUGUUUCUCUUCUUGAAUCAAAGCUAGAAAUACAGGAAGAGUGGAAGGCACAUGAUUUUGAACUCUGGACAACAUGCUUUGAUAUCCACCAGCCAAACUUGGUAUACACCGGCUCCGAUGAUUGUAAGUUCAGUUGUUGGGAUUUGCGUGAUGGUCCUUCCAAGCGAGUAUUUCAGAACUCUAAAGCCCACAAAAUGGGUGUUUGUUGCAUUCAAAAGAGUCCUCAUGACCCAAAUAGCCUAUUAACAGGGAGUUAUGAUGAAUUUUUGAGAGUGUGGGAUGUAAGAUCAAUCUUGAAACCCAUUAAUGAGAUUUCAAUUAGUCUAGGGGGAGGAGUGUGGAGGGUGAAGCACCACCCCUUUGUUCCAGGCCUGGUCUUGGCUGCAUGUAUGCACAAUGGUUUUGCAAUUGUUUCCAUUAAAGGUGAUAAAGCUGAAGUGUUGGAAACUUACAAGAAGCAUGAUUCCCUUGCAUAUGGAGCAGACUGGCACAAAGGAGAAGCAAGUCAGAUAGGUGGGAGAACCAAACCACUAGUGGCUACUUGCUCCUUCUAUGACAAACUUGUCAGAUUAUGGAGGCCAGAAAAUGAUAUUAUGUUGUGAUUGAUGGUUAGGGUUUGUCCAAUUUGGAAAUGUACUGCAUAACUUUAUUAUUGAAUCAUGGUUGCAUUAAACAUGGAAUUAUUACACUUCCAUUUGCCUUUAAUCUUCAUUUCAGACCUGUUCUUUCA
Messenger RNA from Lotus japonicus, 1492 nucleotides. RefSeq lists its product as uncharacterized. NCBI's taxonomy places the organism in Eukaryota, Viridiplantae, Streptophyta, Magnoliopsida, Fabales, Fabaceae. The transcript is spliced from 3 exons. Gene Ontology annotation, molecular function: protein binding. The record is from RefSeq and is a predicted model, not a curated record. Bases 324 to 1364 code for a protein of 346 amino acids.